Rotaria sordida is the source of this 1068-nucleotide messenger RNA. The record is from the annotation of a GenBank genome assembly. NCBI's taxonomy places the organism in Eukaryota, Metazoa, Rotifera, Eurotatoria, Philodinida, Philodinidae.
AUGAAUCAGUCAAACAUUGGUCUUCUUCAUUUACCUGAUGAAAUAUUAUUUAUCAUUUUAAAGAAACUUGAUAAUAUUGAUGUUCUCUAUUCAUUAUUGGAUGUUGGUAAUCAACGACUAAAUAUGAUAGCACAAGAAAAAAUGUUUACUAAGACUCUCAAUUUUGUAAUAAUAACAUCAUUUGAUGAUAUUUUGUCGAUUACUGAUUCAAUACUCGACCGAUUCUGCAUUAAUAUAUUACCAAAACUUAAUAUCAAUAUUAAAUCUCUUAUUCUUGAAUCAGGAUCUAUGGAACGUAUUCUUCUUGCUGCCGAUUAUACUAAUCUAGUUGAACUUAAACUCUUUAAUUUCAAUGAUAAAAUCGUUUUCAAUUAUUUUACAAGUGGAUCACCAUUUCAUCACAUUUUUCAACAACAAAUUACAGAUCUUAUUCUUGUAUACAAAAGCGAUAUUGACAUUUUAUUAGAGAGACAACGCCAUAAUGGUGUGCACGGAUAUAUUUUGAGAUUCUUCAAAAGUCUAAAACAUUUGUCUAUUACUGGAUUACAUUCAGUUUUAUCACUUGAUAAUUUACCUUCGACUAUUUGUUCUUCUUCAAUUCUUUACAAAUUAUCUGUUUCUGUGAAUAAUUUUGGAGAUUGCCUUGCUCUACUUGAUGGUCGUCUCAAACAGCUAACGACGUUUAUUGUUAUUAUUGACAACAUGAUUUAUAAUUCAUCAGUUGUUUACAAUAUGUCACAAAUGUCAAAUAAUUGUAACUCUAAUAAUAAUCAAUUGUAUUCAAUUGUUAAAUAUCCUUAUCUUAUUUCGCUUUGUAUCUUGGCGUCUCAUAUUGAUUAUGUCGAGCAGUUUCUCAAUGAAACAAAAACACAUCUACCUCAUUUAACUAAAUUAAAAGUCGAUUAUGAUCAAUUAGCAAUCGUAACAAACAACUUCACAAGAGAUACAACACGACUCAAUUGUGCUAAAGUAAAACAAUUAAUUAUUGAAGAAACACUAGUUAAUAAAAUAAAUAAUAAAAAGAUUUUAAUAUUAAUUAGUUUCCAGUCUAAUAAGAGUAAACAAUAA